GACGAGUACCUUGGCGCAGAAUAUGAAUGUGCUUAUGAGAGCUUCUGCCCUGAUCCUUGUUGCCAUGGCGUUCACUCGUCGUCCAAAAUAUUUUCAUCGAGAAAAUGUGCUCUAAAUAAUUGUGUGCGUAGGGAUCGAUGCAGUAUUGAGGCGGAGUUCAACGACGAUUUUGUGGCAAUGAGAAAGAAUCGCUGGAACAUCACAUGUCCUUGUGGACGUGGUCUGAUGUAUAGAGCUGAUGUCGAGACAUGCGUUCACGCGGACCUCUGCAGUGAAGAGAACAGGUGUCCUGGUACGUUUUUCUUUGCUUCACAGCUCUAUAAUCAGCAGUUUGAUUAG
This is a messenger RNA of Cooperia oncophora, 339 nucleotides long. The record is from the annotation of a GenBank genome assembly. Lineage: Eukaryota; Metazoa; Nematoda; Chromadorea; Rhabditida; Trichostrongylidae.